Messenger RNA from Oryzias melastigma (Indian medaka), 827 nucleotides. It is a transcript of the gene ncbp2, whose product is annotated as nuclear cap binding protein subunit 2. Gene Ontology annotation, cellular component: nuclear cap binding complex. Gene Ontology annotation, biological process: mRNA cis splicing, via spliceosome. Bases 106 to 600 code for a protein of 164 amino acids. Gene Ontology annotation, molecular function: RNA cap binding. Lineage: Eukaryota; Metazoa; Chordata; Actinopteri; Beloniformes; Adrianichthyidae. The record is from RefSeq and is a predicted model, not a curated record. The transcript is spliced from 5 exons.
GUUGGUUUCCACCCGGAAUCUAAAAACGUGCGCACAACCGGAAGUGAUACUUCUCGCGCUAGCAUUGGUUAGCAGCAACGCGGCUUUUUUGCUGCUUGUAUCAUAAUGUCUGCUAAAUUAAACGCGUUAAACAGCGAUUCUUACACCGAAGUUAGUCAGUAUAGAGACCAACAUUUUAAGGGGAAUCGUUAUGAACAGGAGAAGCUGCUGAAGCAGAGCAACACUUUAUAUGUGGGGAAUCUCUCCUUCUACACGACUGAGGAGCAGGUUCAUGAGUUGUUUGCCAAAUGCGGAGAUGUUAAGAGGAUCAUCAUCGGCCUUGAUAAAAUCAAGAAAACGGCCUGUGGCUUCUGCUUUGUAGAAUAUUACACUCGAGGAGAUGCAGAAAACGCCAUGCGCUUUGUUAACGGCACACGACUGGACGAUCGCAUCAUCAGGACAGACUGGGAUGCUGGCUUCAAAGAGGGCCGGCAGUACGGGCGAGGAAAAUCUGGAGGACAGGUGAGAGAUGAGUACAGGCAGGACUAUGAUCCAGCCAGAGGAGGAUACGGGAAGCUGGCUCAGCAACAGCGAAGCACAGAAGCUCGCAAUACUUUUUAGACCAAGAAGUGUGUUUUGACUGGACUCCAAACAGGGAUGAAUUUAUUCCCUGAUUAUCAACAAAAAGCAGACAGAGUCCAAAGAGGUCUUGGACUUGGAGAUGGGCAGAGAAGGAAUAAAGACAGUUUUUGUUUUUCAUCACACUUUUGUUUGUGUAGUAAUUGUGCAUCACCGGGAUGAAACCUUUAAUGACUCUUUUUGUCAUCAGUCAGUAAUGAGAGUAUUUU